Messenger RNA from Pyricularia pennisetigena, 579 nucleotides. RefSeq lists its product as uncharacterized. Gene Ontology annotation, biological process: translational termination. Bases 1 to 579 code for a protein of 192 amino acids. Lineage: Eukaryota; Fungi; Ascomycota; Sordariomycetes; Magnaporthales; Pyriculariaceae. The record is from RefSeq and is a predicted model, not a curated record. Gene Ontology annotation, molecular function: translation release factor activity. The transcript is spliced from 2 exons. Gene Ontology annotation, cellular component: mitochondrion.
AUGUCAAGACCAACGGGGCACUUGAUGGGCAACAUCUUUGGAAGAUGUAGGCAGGUCGCUUCUUUCUUUCGGAGCAUUAGAGCUCUGAGCCAUCACAGCGGGCAAUUGGGAGAACUCCAUCCCAUGCCGCAGACUCGAACCUUUACUACGUCAUGGCUAUCGAUGAAACAAAUGCCCUUACGGCCCAAGCCACCCCCAGAGACCGAAAUUGAAGAGGCUUUUCUGAAAGGCAGUGGGCCGGGGGGACAGAAGAUUAACAAGACAAACUCCGCCGUCCAACUAAAGCAUAUCCCAACCGGCAUCGUCAUAAAAUGUCAGGAAACCCGUUCCCGAGAUCAAAACAGAAAGAUAGCCAGGCAAAUCCUGGCCACAAGGCUAGAUGAUCUGCACAAUGGGGACCAGAGUCGGUCCGCCAUCGUGGGUGCGCACAAGCUGAAGAAGAGGGCCAGUGCUGCGAAAAAGAGCGCACGCAAGUACAGGAAGCUCGAGGCAGAGAAGAACAAAGAGGCCAAUGAUAAUGUAGACGAUAUAGCAGAGGCUUCUAUCACGAACCUUGAAAGAGGACGUGGACAAGCCUAA